UCUACCCCCACUGUGCAUUGGAACUAGUGACAUUAGCAAAACCAUCUCUGUUUCUGUACCUUUGAGCUGUUUUAAUGAAAAUGGUCACACUGCUGCGAAUCCAGUCUUUAACAGUUCAAACACACCUGGAAAAUCCAGCAAAAUAUCAUUUUCAGGAAUCACAAAGGCAGCAAGUCAAACAGUACUUCACAAUUGGAACCAAAUUUUCAACGCAGGCGCUUUCCUAUUCACAUGCCCAACCGGCAGGAAUAACUCCACCUCUACUGAAUGGACAUAUGUCUCCUGUGGCAGAAAGCUGUACACCAAAUGGCACUGUGUCUAAAAUACUAGCUUUGGGAAACAGCCAUGAAAAUGAGAUGGAAGAAUUUAUCGAUGACAUAAUUAGUCUGGAAUCAAGUUUCAAUGAUGAUGGCCUGAACUGCACAGAAACUUCUUUGUUAAUGCCAAAUAAUCAUUCAUUAUCCAGCAGUAUUUUGGAUGUUUAUAAUACUGACCAAAGCAUUUCCAGUUCCACCAUGGGGCUGUCUAACACAUCUUGUACAUCUGGCGUUGGUGUAAAGAGGGAAGUUACAGAUACAGAUACAAGAGCAUUGGCUAAAGAGAGGCAGAAGAAAGACAGUCAUAAUCUAAUUGAACGGAGGAGACGUUACAAUAUUAACUACAGGAUUAAAGAACUUGGAACGCUGAUCCCAAAGUCAAAUGAUCCUGAUAUGCGCUGGAACAAAGGAACUAUUUUAAAAGCUUCAGUUGAAUACAUCAAGUGGCUACAAAAAGAACAACAAAGAGGUAGAGAAUUAGAACAUAGACAGAAAAAAAUAGAACAAGCCAACAGAAGAUUGCUGCUGCGUAUUCAGGAACUUGAAAUGCAAGCCAGAGCACAUGGUUUGCCAAUGCCAUCAAUGUGCACAGUAGAAUUAACUUCACAAGUCAUUAAGCAACAAACAUUUGGAGAAAAUAUGUCCGAAGAUUAUGUUCAUCAGCUUCCUAUGUGUAUUGGACAAUCAACUGACUUGUGUGAUGGGUCAACAGGAUUUUCUGAUCCACUCUCACACUUUACAGAUUUAUCCUUCAGUGCUGCACUUAAGGAACAGAUAUUAGAAGAAAUGUCUCCAUACGGAACUGACCCCUUUCUGUCGGCAACGUCACCUGACCUUUCCAAAGGAAGCAGCAGAAGAAGCAGUUUCAGCAGUGAUGAUGGUGAUGAAGUAUAAAUACAGUAGACAGACCCUAAAGACAGUUUCUUCUGUGUCAACUUACAAAGAAGACGUAAAGGAAAAAGUGAUUUUCAUUGCAGGGAAAGAGUGCAAAAUGAACAACUUCAUUCUCUAACACAUGAAUGUCAAAGUGACAUGUUUGUAUAUUAUAUUUUUCACCCAUUAAAUUUACAUGGGCCUAAGUAAUUUUCCACUAUAACAGCUCCAAUUAGUAAAUACAACUCAACUUGUUUAGCUUGGGGCUAAAAAUCACCUGGUGACUAAACUUUAAUGAUUUUGUGUAUGUGUAUUACAGUAUAAUAUUUCCCACUGGUAAUUAAGUUGACAUUUUGAUAAAUGGAACAUCCUUUUAGCAAAUUUAAUUAAGGGUCUUUAAAGGGCCAUAGGGCAGACUAGAUGGGCCAAAUGGUUCUUAUCUGCCGACACAUUCUAUGUUUCAUAGCAACAGAUAUUUGCUAUAUAAUGUAUUUUUCUUACACUCCAGUAUAAUAAGAAUGUUGUGGCCUUUAAAAUGUGAAAACUUAUUUCUAUUUUUCAAAUUUCAUAGUUGACUCGGAUGUUCGUGAGGAAAUAGCCAUUUUAUAUUUCUGCUACACUGACUAAAAUAACAACUGGCAUUACUCUAGAUUAGGACAUUAAAGUUCUCUUCUUUUUUUGAUGUAUUGGUAUUAUUUUAAUCAUCUUGAUGGGAUAUAUUUACUAACACUUAUGUACCAAUGAACAGUACAUCAGGAAUUGUGUCAGAAAAAGAGGCCACAGGUAUGGCUUUAAGGACUUUCUGGUCUACACUUUGCUUCUAACUCACUAGAGUCUGCAUAGAUAGUUUUUAAACACUAGCUGCUCUAAUAACGCUAUGUCAUAACAGGCAAGUGCCUUUGUGACGUUUGUACCGAACGGUGAACCUUUUGUCAAAUCACGGUACCCAUAUGCCUCAUCACCAGAAGCAGCAAUUAUUCACCAAGAUUAUGUUUUAAACAGCAGGAAGACAAAAAUGACUAGGUUUAAAAACGUGGCUGUAGCAUCAUAUAAUGCUUAAAACAUUUGCCUUCAAUGCUAAAUUUAAAGGCAAUGUGUAACAUUGAAUAUUAUGUCAGAUCAUUAGGGAGCAUGUUAUAGAGCAGGAGGAACUGAGCAGAUUGGCAUAUAGUUUUGUGGGAUUAGUACAAAUUCUAUAACAUUGAGGCAUAAUAUUUUACACAUUUAGAACUCUUUCUGUACUUAAGAGUUCAGAGGGCAGUCC
Molecule: messenger RNA, 2454 nt
Organism: Bufo gargarizans (Asiatic toad)
Lineage: Eukaryota; Metazoa; Chordata; Amphibia; Anura; Bufonidae
Gene: TFEC
Product: transcription factor EC
Exons: 8
Coding region: 75-1211 (378 amino acids)
Biological process (GO): regulation of transcription by RNA polymerase II
Cellular component (GO): nucleus
Molecular function (GO): RNA polymerase II cis-regulatory region sequence-specific DNA binding; protein dimerization activity; DNA-binding transcription factor activity, RNA polymerase II-specific
Source: RefSeq, a predicted model, not a curated record